Messenger RNA from Camarhynchus parvulus, 2152 nucleotides. It is a transcript of the gene ARL9, whose product is annotated as ADP ribosylation factor like GTPase 9. NCBI's taxonomy places the organism in Eukaryota, Metazoa, Chordata, Aves, Passeriformes, Thraupidae. Gene Ontology annotation, molecular function: GTPase activity; GTP binding. The transcript is spliced from 4 exons. The record is from RefSeq and is a predicted model, not a curated record. The coding region runs from base 395 to 1150 and encodes 251 amino acids.
GCAGUUCUGUUCUUCAGGCGUCUUCUCUGGUGAAACCUAGCACAAGCUCUGGCCUGAUGGAAAGGCCGACUCGUGACACUGCUGGAGCCCUGUCCCGGUACCUGGACAGUGUCCUGACUGCUGCGCCAGAGCUGGCGCGCAGGCAGAACAAGCUGGGAACAAAUCCCGCGGGGAUGGGAGCGGGGGGUGCAGCAGCAGGUGUGCGGAACCCGUGGCCUUCCCCUACCAGCGAGAACCGCCCGCGGCAGGGCUCGUUCUCUGUUUCACCGCCACUCGCGUGUUCCCAGCCUGGCACUGGGAGCCCGGCUGGCUGCGGGGGGCGCUCUCCGUGCGCGGUGCGGGUGCGCGGUGUCCGGUGCCCGCGGCCGGAGCGGUGCCCGCGGCCGGAGCGGCGAUGGACUCCCGCCUGCGGGCCGCUGCGCUCUGGGGGACGGCGCUGGCCGUGGCGGGCGGCACGGUGGCGGUCCUCCGAGCCUGGGCCCGCCGGCGGAGCGCGGUCUCGCUGCCCGCACCAUCUGCAGCCGCCGCUGCCGCCGCCGAUCAGAGCAAAGGACACGGUAAGCAGAUCCUGGUGCUGGGCCUGGAUGGGGCUGGGAAGACGAGCAUUCUCCACUCCCUGGCAACUAACCACGUCAAGCGCAGCGUGGCUCCCACCGAGGGCUUCAAUGCCAUCUGCAUCAACACUGAAGAAUCCCAGAUGGAGUUUCUGGAGACCCAGGGCCUGCUGUCUGCACCUCUGAGAGCAGUGCUGUUGAAUUACUUGGUGAGUGCUGUGCUGCUGUCUUCUCUUCCAGUCGGGGGCAGUGAAUCUCUGCGCUCAUACUGGAAGAUGUACUUGCCCAAAGUGCUGUUGCUGGUCUAUGUCGUGGACUCGGCCGAUCAUGCCCGACUGCCUGUGGCGAAACAGCUGCUUCAUCAGCUAAUCCAGAACAACUCCACCCUGCCUGUGGUAGUUCUGGCCAACAAGCAGGACCUCGAAGGUGCAUAUUGCAUCACUGAUAUUCACGAUGCUCUGGCUCUGUCUGAUAUUGGGGACGAGAGGAAGAUGUUCUUGAUUGGUACCCAUGUGGCAGAAGAUGGCUCUGAGAUCUCCUCCAGCAUGCAAGAUGCCAAGGAGCUGAUAGGGCAGCUGGUUUUGGAAACACAGUGACGGCUCUUUUCUUAAAAUAAACAGGUGUUUGCAGCUGAGGGAGAGCACAUGUUAGUAUAUGGUCAGUUUGCAGUGUGGCAGCUGAAAUUAGCAGAUAUUCUUUCCUGGUGGGUGUGGAAUUCCUCUGAAAGUGGUAUCUAGUUGCUAAGAAAAUCUUAAUUUAUAGUGGUUUGAAAAUACGUUUGAGAAGUAGUCUAUUUUUAGCAUAUUUGUAGGAGAAAAAUAGUCUGUCUCUUAGGCAGCAGAUUUAAGGGAAAAUAUAGCUUAGAUGGGCUAGAUAACUUCACGUCAGGUGGGAAUCAAGCACUGAUUUCCGUGGAAGAAAGUUGCAGCCAGUGAAUUUACCAUGGCUUGAUGUCUCAGGUUAAAGUGAAAUAUGUUUACUUCACAGAUUUUACAGAACCCUUUUAACAGUGGUGUUCUGUUAAAAAUGAGACCUCACUUCUUGACAGUGUCAGAAAUUUAAAGUGCUGCAACUAGUGUUUUUGACAGUGAUAAUUCUGGUUGUGUUGGACCCAGUCGUUAUGGGAGUAGCAAAUUGGUAAUCUCUGGAAAUUGGGUUGGUUACUGUUUCUUUAGUGGGUAAGAACAAGAAAAUGAAAGCAGUAAUAUAUUGUUUCUUUGCCUACAGGCAAAAAACCAAAAUGGUGUAAUUUGAGGUAGUGACUGGAUGCUUUUAAGUUAAAUUGGCAGCAAAGGUGGAGACUUGUCCAUCAGGUUGAGCAGCUUAUUUAAGCUUAGUCCAAGAUGUCCUCGAGCGUGUAGUCUUAUUUGUGAAAACCCUGUUGUUUCUUGACGGUGGUUUCUUUUAGCACAGCAGGUGAGGGAGGUGACAAGCUGCUGAGGAGUGUCACUUUCCCAGUGUCCUCCUAAUUAUACUCAAAGGACAUGACCCAGGAGAAGUCCUGUAAAGGACCAGUUUUGCACCCACAUCUAUUGUACGAGGCUUUUACGGUUUUGUCCUUUGUAACAGAUGCAUAAAGCAGAAAAUUCCACCGUAAA